GCCGACGGGGAACAGCUUCCCUCGCGGCCAACUCGACUGCCGACCUUAUCCGCGACGCGCACGAUUUUCCCUCGCCGGGCAAAAAGAGGAGCGGCGUCUCUCGGUCGGACGGGAAAGUGGCGUCUUCCGGCUCGGUUCCGUCGCCGAAACGAAACGGCGAGACACGCGAGAACGUGGCUGCGACACGAGUCUCGAUCCCUGGUGAUGAUCUGCGGGCAAAGGUGAUAGAGCAAGUUCUCGAGUGCGAGAGGAGAGGAUCGACGAGAGCAACGAGACUGAAUACGGGGAAGCAGGUCGACGCUGCCAUUCCGAUGGAAAUAGCCAGGUUCGUGGAAUAAAUUCAGCGUUGUGGGAACGCUGGGACAGGAAGCGACGGCAGACAACGAGCAGACAGAGGAAGCGUCAAAGACGUCGGUAGCGUCGGUGGAAUUCACCGUCGUGUUUACAGCUGGUUAAACUAACAAUCAUAAUGCGCCGGUGGUCGCGGCGAUUCUCCUCGAGAUGCUGAAGGAAGUGGGCUGUGGGAGCAGCACACCCCCGCCAGGGGAUGGUGCCAUCAGCAAUCGACAGAUCGGCACCGGUGAGAACAACAACUCCGAUGGUGGCCUCGGUUGCGGGGGUUGCGGCAGAGAGAUAGCCGAACGAUGGUACCUAAAGGCUGCGGAUCGCGCGUGGCACUGCGGCUGCCUUCGUUGCUGCCAUUGCCGUGUGCCUCUCGCCGCCGAGUUGACGUGCUUCGCCAGGGACGGCAACAUCUACUGCAAAGAGGAUUAUUAUAGGUUGUUCGCCGUUUCGAGAUGUUCGCGAUGUCGAGCGGGCAUCUUCGCGACGGAGCUGGUGAUGCGCGCGAGGGACUUGGUCUACCACGUGGCCUGUUUUACAUGUGCCUCGUGCGGCACCCCGCUGAACAAGGGCGAUCAUUUCGGGCAGAGGGAUGGCCUGGUCUACUGUAGACCUCACUACGAGUUGCUGUGCUGCGCGGGGGAUUACGGGAGCGCAGCCAGCAAUAUCGAGGACAUCGGCUCGCCGGGAGUGUCGCCGCUUCCGGCUUAUUACAGCGCCGCGGAGCAGAGCCCGAUCACCUCAUCCGGUACCGUGCAGAAGGGUCGCCCCAGAAAGAGGAAGUUGUCGGAAGUCACCGGAUCCGAGUUACCUGUCACGAUGAGGCUGGCCGCUGGAGCCCUUGAGCUGCUUCACCCAACCGAACUGUCCUCGUCCAUGGAAUCUUUGGCGGCGUACGAAGCGUCUGUCGGUUCUCCCGGACCGGUGCAUCAGAGCCAGCGAACGAAGCGGAUGAGAACGAGCUUCAAGCACCAUCAGUUGCGGACGAUGAAGAAUUAUUUUGCUAUAAAUCAGAACCCCGACGCGAAGGACCUCAAGCAACUGGCGCAGAAGACGGGGCUCUCGAAGAGGGUGCUUCAGGUUUGGUUCCAAAAUGCCCGCGCGAAAUGGCGACGGAACAUGAUGAGGCAGGAGGGCAACACGACGACGAGCAACGUGGGGUGUCCAGGUACGCCUGUGCCGUCGAACACGGCCGGCUCGCCGAACGUAGGACCGGCAGCCAGCAUCCUAGGGGACAGCAACAGCAUGCCGUCGACCUCGAUGGAGGAGCUGCACGCUCUUCAUCACCUACAUUCCGGCGUUUCCUCUCAGGUCUCGUUCUCCGAUCUUUACUGACGACGGCUUGAGAUGGAGGAAGACAGCUACAGCAGCCUUUCCAGCCAUCUUGGAUGAAGGAUCGCCGCGUCUUUCUUUUGGGAUCGAUUUUCGACGCGUUCAAUUUCAGAGGAAAAACGUGCUCCUCCGGAAUCGAUUCGAUUUUCAUCUGCAUUUCUGCUCGAGAUUUUCGACGUUGAUCGUUGACCAUCGGACGAACCACAUUCUGGUUCCAUAAAGAUGCAUAGAAGGAUGCGUUUCUGUUAACGUUUCACGCGAUUCCUCCUCCGAAUGGCGGAAGAAUCGAAUUCUGGGCGACGAGAUUUAUCGCUGAACCUUUGACGAAUUUCCUGGUGAGUAAUAAAUCCCAAUGUUUUCCAGUUGGUAGGCUUAGGUUUAUUUGUAUACUAAAGACACUGAUCUGUUUAACGAUCCCGAUUAAACUUGCUUGUUAGAAAGCCAACGUUUCUUAAUUAAUAAGCGACACGUGGUGAAUGAAGACGUUUACAAUCGCUAAUGGGUUGCGAACAGUUUCUACCUACGAGCUUGUCAAAUCCCAGCAAUUAUCGCAUUCGUUCAAGCAAAACCGACUAUUAAACGCCUUUCAACGAUUAUACUUGAACAAUCUGCAAACGUCAAUUACACGUAACAAGAACAAACGGUCGUUCAUCGAUCACCAGCCUUAAUUUACGUGGCGAGCCGCACGCUAAAAACGAUCUAUCGAUUCAUCAACUGCCCAUAGAUCGCUUCAUAAACAAAUCGAAUCAAACAACUUUUGGAUCUAUCUAAAAACAUACAAUCGGCUCAUCACUGCUCACCAAGAAAUGGUCAAGGUUCGCGAUAAAAGGCAGAUAAAGUUACGCCAACAGCGUUUUAGCUGAAACGGAUUAUGUUUAAGUAAUCAGUGAUAAUAAUCAUAGUUCCAUGCACAUCCGAAUUACCAAAGGUACUAGGCGAUAGUUUGUCUCGCUAGCGAAAGCGUGAAUCGGGUUUGGAUGCUGAAGGUUGAGGUACCAUCGAAGGAUUCGUCGAAAUAGGGGGAAGAAACGGCCUUGUUCCACAGCGAUAAAACUGUCCCAUGGCGUUCUUUGGAUCGAAAGGCUAAGGAGGGUUCCGACAGAAUGGGCGUAGCUCUCCUCCAGCGUGUAAUUAUAUUAUACCGCAGGAUUAUUUCAUUUGUUCCAACUGGUCCGGCUUUGAGUCUUUAAAUGGCUAUUUCGUGCAAUUGAUUCUUGGAGCGGUUUCACACUAACGAUUUCUAUUUUAUUUAAUUGUUAUUUCGCCGCGCGGUAUGUCAGAGUAAAGAAACGGCAACGUAUCGAGCGUUUCUUAUCUUUAAUUUGUUAUUACUUUGCAGAAUGUGUUGAUUAAUUAAAUCGUGAAAAAAAGUCUUGCUCAUACAGCAUCUUUUAGUUUUGCGCUCGAUGGUUUGAAAAUGUGAAAUGAUCAUGAUGGAUGGAUACAGCCCAAAUUGUAUCGAUAUCUCGAUAGUGUUCCUCUUCUGUAGCAUCCUGAUCCGACUUCGCGCGCUGCUUCACUCCUCCUUUUUAGCCAAAACCGUGUCACGAAGACACUUUUUGAUAACGGCGAUUUACGGGCUAGAGAAUCGCGAACGACAGGUGUGGUAAAACGGCGUUCCUCUCCUCGUGCCAAAAACGUACGUACAUACGAGUAGCUAAGAUACGAGUUCUUUUUGUACGGUGUCAAGCGAAUCCAAGGUAAUUGCAAGAUUUUUCAAAUAAAAUUACUAUUUUUCUUUUCCAAUUAAUCUCGAAUAAGCGUGAUGUCUUCGUAUUUUACAAUCGCUUAUCAUUGCGAAAAAUGAAGAAGUUAAGAAAAGAAGGAAGGAUCGUAGAAACGAAGGGAUUCUUCAUCUAGUCAAAUGGAUCUACGAUCUUUGGAUUCGAUCGACACGAAAUACACUCAUUCGACCACUGACGACACGGUAUGUAUAUUAUAGAUAAUGAAAAUUAGCGAACAGAUCGCAAAGUCUUUAGCCAGGCGUAAGCAACAUAGUAAAACGCUUGGGAUUAUCGAGUAUCCUAAGUGCGAUCAUCAACGUGUAGCAAAGUGAUGGACGUUGAGAACCGAGAAAGAAGAGAACCAGAGUAAAAAGAAAAAAAGAAAGAA
This is a messenger RNA of Bombus pascuorum, 3786 nucleotides long. RefSeq names its product LIM/homeobox protein Lhx9-like. Lineage: Eukaryota; Metazoa; Arthropoda; Insecta; Hymenoptera; Apidae. The record is from RefSeq and is a predicted model, not a curated record. Gene Ontology annotation, molecular function: DNA-binding transcription factor activity, RNA polymerase II-specific; RNA polymerase II transcription regulatory region sequence-specific DNA binding. The coding region runs from base 502 to 1677 and encodes 391 amino acids. The transcript is spliced from 7 exons. Gene Ontology annotation, cellular component: nucleus. Gene Ontology annotation, biological process: neuron differentiation; regulation of transcription by RNA polymerase II.